Messenger RNA from Oncorhynchus masou masou (cherry salmon), 792 nucleotides. Its product is annotated as retinoschisin-like. The transcript has 6 exons. Bases 1 to 792 code for a protein of 263 amino acids. The record is from RefSeq and is a predicted model, not a curated record. Lineage: Eukaryota; Metazoa; Chordata; Actinopteri; Salmoniformes; Salmonidae.
AUGGGGGUCAAUACUCGCUGUGUUGCUCUGUUGGUUCUGCUGCUGUUAGCUCAAGUCCUAAGCGGUGUUCACUCUCAGGAGGAGGAAGAGGAGGUCCAGGAGGAGCAGGAGGAGGAGGUGCAACCAGAAGAGGAGGUGCAGGAGGAGGAGCAGCAGGAGGAGGAGGUCCUAGAGACAUGGACAGGGAAAGCCUGCACAUGUGACUGUGAAGGGGGGGAGUCUGCGACAGGUACCCCCACUAUGACAUCACCUGUUCUGGCCACAUCGCCUCCUCAGAGUCGCCCACUAGACUGCAUGCCAGAGUGUCUCUAUCACAAGCCCCUGGGGUUCGAGGCUGGUUCAGUGGCACCGGACCAGAUUACCUGUUCUAACCAGGAAGAGUACAGCGGCUGGUAUUCGUCCUGGACCUCCAACAGGGCACGACUCAACAGCCAGGGCUUCGGGUGUGCAUGGCUGUCUAAGUUCCAGGACAACAGCCAGUGGAUCCAGAUUGACCUGCAGGAUGUGGGUGUGGUCUCAGGUAUCCUGACCCAGGGUCGCUGUGAUGCUGAUGAGUGGCUGACUAAGUACAGUGUCCAGUACCGCACCGAUCAGAACCUAAACUGGAUCUACUACAAGGACCAGACUGGUAACAACAGGGUGUUCUAUGGGAACUCGGACCGCUCGUCGUCCGUUCAGAACCUGCUGCGUCCUCCUAUUGUGGCCCGCUAUGUUAGGCUCCUCCCUCUGGGUUGGCACACCCGCAUUGCCCUGCGCAUGGAGCUGCUGAUGUGCAUGAGCAAGUGUACCUAA